AUGGCUCGCACCAAACGAAAAUCCCCUGUUGUUGCCGCUGCUUCAUCUUCCUCGUCCGCCUCCGAUAAUGUUCCUGUCGCGGCAUUGCGGAAGAAAAUGAAAGGUAAGCAAAAUGUGCCGCAAUCAAAAUCAGCUAGUGAGUCUUCUCACUCGUCCAAGGGUGUCGAAUCCCCUAAAUCGACGCCAGAAAAGAAAACAACAGUACAGAAGCAAGGGAUGGAUGCCAAAAGAAAAAUGGGUAUCGAAAAACUUUCGGGUUCAGUGGAUAAAGCACUGUUGGAUUGCAAAUUCGUCAAAUGGGAGAACUUUAAUCAGGUAAACUUUCACUUUAAAGAGCUUUUUGAGUUUCAAGGCUGGUUGGAUGUGUGCGAAUGUGCAAAUGAGUACUACCCUAGGCUUGUACAAGAAUUUUAUAGAACCAUGAGAACUGUUGAUAAUGAGGAUCGAUUUGAAGUGAUUUUGAAUACAAAUUCAUAUAGUGUUUCUGUUGAACUGAUAGCCACGGCUUUGAAAUUGCCCAAUGAUGGAAAUAAAAUUUCCUCACAUAAGGAUGUUGCUAGGGUAGCAGGGUUUAAUCUGGUUGAAUUUGAAAAUGAGGUGUUCCCUGCUAACACUGCCAAAAAUGAGAAAUCCACCAGUACCAAAGCCCUCCAGCAUAUCAAAAUUAUUCACAGUAUGGUGAAUUAUGUGUUCUGUCCGAAAUCUGGCAGUUAUGGCUAUCUGAGUCACUUGGACAUGUGUAUUAUGUGGCACAUUGUGAAUAAAGUUAGGUUGAAUUUAGCUUACUUAAUCUUCAAAAACAUGUGCAAAGCCUAUGGGAUUGGGAAACUGCCUUAUGCACAUUUGUUAACUGCUGUGUUUAAAGAGCUAAAGGUGAAUGUCACUAAGGAAAUCUCUAGGGCUGACUUGAUAGUGCUUAGAGAAAUACAUUCCGAAACUGAUGGGAGAAAAACAAGAUUUGAAAAGGGUGGUUCCUCCUCUGCUAAAGUUGAUUCUGGUUCUGCUAGUGAAGUUUUGAAUGAAAUUCAAGGGAUAAAGGCUACUGUUAAUGAACAUUUUAGUGCAACAAGUCAGUCCCUUGACAUUCUCAGAAAAUUUGUGGAUGUGGUUGACUAUAAAGUGAGUCACCUGCUCACUCAAAAUGAGGAGUUAAAGAAGCUGAUUCUGGCUCUUCAGCAGGCCAAGGAACUUGGAGUUCCAACUAAAGUUGAGGCUGCUACUCAGGUUUCUGCUGAUAAGGGAGAAAGCAACAAAGUUGAAGAGUCUCCUGCUGAUAUGGCAUGUGAAAGUGGUAAACUUGCUGAAGCAGAACUUGAACCUGUAGUGGAUGCCCCUGAUGAGCAAGCUAGUGACCAGGUUCUUGAACCUGAGAUUGGUCCUACAGCUGAUGUACCUCCUGACCUUGAUGGUAAAAAAGUUGUAGCAACUGAAAGUGAGUUGCCAAAGGAAAGUGAAACGGUUCUAGAAUCUGAACAAGCUGUUGAACCUCCACCUGCACCACCAGUUGAGCCAGCUGCUGUUCCUACACAGCACCAGGAACCUUCUCUCAAAGAACACCAAGCUAGUGCUCAAACUCAGCUAUCUGCAGCUGCUGCCCCUGCAGCAAAGAAAGGUAAGAAAAGGUACAAGUCAACCGUGUCAAAUCCGUACCAGACCCUCGCUGCUGCUCUUCAACCCCCUUCUGAAGAUGAUGAGGCCGAGAAAAAUGAUCAAGUGGCUGACCAAGCACCUCCGGCCCCUGUUAUUAAACUGCCUAGGAAGAAAAUGGUGCCUUCAAAAUCCACUCGCAGGAGUAACAGACUUAAAUAG
Messenger RNA from Hevea brasiliensis (rubber tree), 1809 nucleotides. RefSeq lists its product as uncharacterized. Lineage: Eukaryota; Viridiplantae; Streptophyta; Magnoliopsida; Malpighiales; Euphorbiaceae. The record is from RefSeq and is a predicted model, not a curated record. The coding region runs from base 1 to 1809 and encodes 602 amino acids. The transcript has a single exon.